Charadrius vociferus (killdeer) is the source of this 866-nucleotide messenger RNA. RefSeq names its product aldo-keto reductase family 7, member A2 (aflatoxin aldehyde reductase) (gene AKR7A2). The annotation marks the transcript as partial. Lineage: Eukaryota; Metazoa; Chordata; Aves; Charadriiformes; Charadriidae. The record is from RefSeq and is a predicted model, not a curated record. The transcript is spliced from 7 exons.
GCUUACAUGUAUGCGGGUGGAGAGUCAGAGCGCAUCCUGGGCACGCUGCUGGCCGGCGGCGCGGAGCCCGUGGAAGUCGCCACCAAGGCCAACCCCUGGGAUGGGAAAACACUGAAGCCCGAGAGUGUGCGAUCGCAGCUGGACACGUCCCUGGAGAGGCUGAAGAGGACGAGUGUAGAGCUCUUCUACCUCCACGCUCCUGACCAUGGGACCCCGGUGGAGGAGACCCUGCGUGCCUGCAAUGAGCUGCACAAAGAAGGAAAGUUUAAAGAACUUGGUCUAUCAAACUACGCAGCUUGGGAGGUCGCAGAAAUCUGCACCAUCUGCAAAUACAACAACUGGGUGAUGCCAACGGUGUACCAGGGUAUGUACAACGCGACCACUCGCCAGGUGGAAGCUGAGCUGUUCCCUUGCCUGAGAUACUAUGGACUGCGGUUCUAUGCCUACAAUCCACUGGCAGGAGGGCUGCUGACUGGCAAGUACAAGUAUGAGGACAAAGACACACGCCAGCCCACUGGAAGGUUUUUCGGGAAUGACUGGGCUCAAGCCUAUAGGGACAGGUACUGGAAAAAGCACAAUUUUGAAGGAAUUGCCCUAGUAGAAAAAGCUCUGAAAGACUCUUACGGUUCCAAUGCACCGAGCCUGACCUCCGCUGCUUUGCGCUGGUUGUACAAUCACUCCAAACUGCAGGGUUCUCUUGGAGAUGCAGUGAUCAUUGGGAUGUCCAACUUGGAGCAGCUAGAGCAGAACCUUGACUACAGCGAAGAGGGUCCCCUGCUCCCGCCUGUCGUGGAGGCGUUUGAUAACGCCUGGAACCUGACUGCGCACGACUGCCCCAACUAUUUCCGAUAGAGACUAGGGUAGGG